Wyeomyia smithii (pitcher-plant mosquito) is the source of this 2526-nucleotide messenger RNA. RefSeq lists its product as uncharacterized. The record is from RefSeq and is a predicted model, not a curated record. The coding region runs from base 342 to 2099 and encodes 585 amino acids. Lineage: Eukaryota; Metazoa; Arthropoda; Insecta; Diptera; Culicidae. The transcript has 2 exons.
AUAACAGCACUCAAAAAUCCUUACCAAUAGAAACAGAAAUAUUACUCAGCCUAGGCCAAAAAUUUGCACUUCCAACCAACAUCGUCCAGAUACCGUUUUAUCAUCUCCUAGCUGACGUUGAAAGUAUACUGAAAACUAAUCCAGACACUUCUAUCCAGGACCGCACAAGGUGCGCAAUAGCAAAUUCAGUCCAAAACUACAUCCAUUACAACAAAAAUAUAACCCAAAAAGAUGAACUGACGAAAUUCUGUGAAAAAGCUACGAAAAUUACAAAACAUUUCUUUCGCGAUAACCCAGAUGUACUCGCCAUCCAAUCGGACAAAGGUAAUAAAACAGUCAUAAUGCCAACAGAUGAAUACAAACAGAAGAUGCUUAAUUUGCUCACCGACGAUAAAACAUAUCUCCCAAUACCACGCGAUCCAACAUCACGAUACCAAAGAACAAACAAUGAAUUUGUAAAACGAUUGCUCAACCUAAAUCUUAUCGACAAACAGACCGCAACAAGACUAACUACAUAUAAUGCCAUAUGCCCCAGAAUAUACGGACAGCCCAAAGCGCACAAACCCAAUCUACCACUAAGGCCAGUAGUGCCAAACAUGACUGCUCCCGCUUACAACCUUUCGAAAUAUAUAGGAAAAAUCAUACAAAACUCCAUCGAGAGCCGAUACAACAUAAAGGAUUCAUUUACAUUUUGCGAUUUUAUUAACACAGUUACAUUGCCACCUGAUUACAUCCUAAUUUCCCUCGACGUUACAUCGCUAUUCACAUCGAUUCCCAAAACAUUAGUUACACACAACAUAAUAAAACAAUGGGAGAAAAUCAAAGUUUAUACGAACAUAAACCUAGAUUUGUUUAUCGAAAUAGUUGAAUUCUGCAUAGAAUCAAGCUACUGUAAAUACAACGGACAACAUUUCCAACAGAUCUUUGGCACUGCAAUGGGGAAUCCCAUCUCGCCCACACUAGCAGAUUUAGUAAUGGAAACACUUUUGGACACAGUUAUACCAUUACUAACAUUCAAGCCCCCAUUCCUGAAAAAAUAUGUAGAUGAUCUUCUACUAGCACUGCCCGCGAAUCAACUAAACCAUGUAUUAGAGACUUUCAACAGUUACAACGAACAUAUUCAAUUCACCUACGAAAUGGAAAACAAUAGACGACUACCGUUUCUAGACAUGACACUGAUAAGACAAGAAAAUCAAAGCAUUAAAACAGAAUGGUAUAUGAAACCAAUCGCCAGUGGCAGAUUUUUAGACUACUUUUCGUUCCACCCGCUCCAUCAUAAAAUUAACAUGGCUAAAAAUUUCAUCAGACGAGUUGACAAGCUAUCCACUAAUCUACAGAACGAUGAUAAGGCUCGCAUCAUUCACAAACAAUUGAGACUAAACAACUACCCGAAAGCACUAAUAAACAGAUUAAUAAGCCGAAUGCAGGAAAACAUCACGGCACCGCAAGAAACACCUAGUGAAAACCUGGAAUAUACUUACCGUUCGAUACCAUACAUACCACACCUGUCGAACCGAAUCGACAAGCACCUAAAAAACGAUUACAAACACAUACGACUUGCACACCGCAACAUAAAAACAGUUAAACAGUUGUUCACAAAUGUUAAAGACCCCAUUCCACAUGAACACCAGAGCAACGUCAUCUACAACAUACCGUGCAAAGACUGCAGCGCCUGCUACGUGGGAAUGACAACAAACAUGCUUAAAACUAGAAUUAGUGGACACCGGACGCACUACAACACCUGGGACAAACUACUGCAACAAGGUUACAACGAAACAGAUACCCAAAUUAGUACACUUAAGGAAAAAACAGCACUAAUGCAUCACAGUAUCACACAGAAUCACCGGUUUGAUUUUCAACAAACAAAAAUUAUAGACAGACACAACAAACCACAAGCACUCCCGUUUUUAGAAAUUUGCCAUAUUGCCAACACAGAAAAUAGCAUAAACAAACGCACAGACACUGAGGGACUGAACACCAUAUACGCUGGUAUUAUACACUCGAUAAAGAACAUCAACCAAAACAAAACAGACAACCAUGACAGCCAAUCCACUACCACCAAAACUCAAAGCUGUACAAUCUCGCAAACACACCCUUAGCAAGCCGUCAAGAAUUAGUAGACUACAGAGGAAGACACAAAACCAACAGCUUAGAAUAUUUAUUACCCGAUUAAGUGAAAUUGCCAUAAAAGUGCUUGAAAAAAGUAAGUGCUAGAAAAAGCUUUAGAAGCUUAUACAGUGUAGCACACAAAAAUAGGUACACAUGCACCAAAGUGGGACGCCAUUUGUAAUACACACCAGACAACCGAUGUUGGACACCAACACACUUAACAAUAGAACGAUUAUCCUUUCUGUAAGUAAGCUAACACAGACAUAAAACAUAAACCAGUAACGAAAGAGGAAAACAACACACAAUGUAUAUUUUCAGACUCCUUGAAAAAGGUGAAAUAAAGUCACCGAAACUGUCGGAAUAAGAGAAAAAAACAAAUCGUUUUGCUAGUAUACACGGACUGAUUAAGCCGAUAAA